Messenger RNA from Capsella rubella, 1257 nucleotides. RefSeq names its product protein NETWORKED 3A. Gene Ontology annotation, cellular component: vacuolar membrane. NCBI's taxonomy places the organism in Eukaryota, Viridiplantae, Streptophyta, Magnoliopsida, Brassicales, Brassicaceae. The record is from RefSeq and is a predicted model, not a curated record. Bases 148 to 942 code for a protein of 264 amino acids. The transcript has 3 exons. Gene Ontology annotation, molecular function: actin binding.
UCAAGUCUGAAGGAAAAAAAAAAACUCCUCAAAACUGCUCUACACCACUGCAACGAAGAAGGCGGAGAAGAAGAAGUUGAGAGAAACGGCGCCGUGAAAACGGAAUUCGUCACUGAGUGGAGAAAGCUAUAUAAAUCAGAAAGAGUGAUGGACUCAUCAAAAUGGUGGUGGAUUGGAAAUCACAACACUACAAAUUUCUCUCCUUGGCUUCAUUCUACUCUCUCUGAGUUGGAUGAAAAGACUAAGGAGAUGCUGAGAGUGAUUGAUGAGGAUGCGGAUUCUUUCGCCGCACGAGCUGAGAUGUAUUAUAAGAAAAGACCUGAGCUUUUAGCUAUGGUUGAGGAAUUCUAUCGUUCACAUCGCUCUUUGGCCGAGAAGUACGACUUGUUGAGACCUUCUUCUGUGCACAGACAUGGCUCAGAUACUCAUGACAAGUCAUCAACUUGUGAUGUGUCUUCUUGGUCUGAGGCUUGCGAGACUCAUGAGGAGUACGCAGAGUCUGAAGUUGAUGACGGUGAAACAAAAUGGGUCGAUGAAGGUGAAAUUGAUGGCAUUGUCGAGGAAAUGGAAUCAUCGCAAGUCGAUUAUGGUGAAGAUAAUGGAGACUGUGAGACGAUGAAGGAAGAGAUAGAGAGGCUGAGAGAGGAGAACAAGGUUUACAGUGAAAUGGUGGUGGAGAAAGACGAAGAGAAGAGAGAAGCUAUAAGGCAAAUGAGUUUAGCAAUACAAAUGCUUAAAGAAGAGAACUCAGAGCUCAAGAAACGUUUUCCUACUACUGUUGCUGCAAAGAACAAGGAAGGUGAUAGUUCUCAGGGGAAGCAACAAAUGUGGAAGCCGUUUGAGUUUAAGAAGACUAAGCUUGAAGGGUUGUGGGGGAAAGUAGCAGGAAACUGGGUUCUCCCAAACACAGAUUCAACUGCAAGAGAGCUCGUGACUCUAUAAACAGAGUGGUCUAUGUGAUGAAGAAGAGAAACUGAGGGCUUUUCGUUAAAGGUUAAACAUCUUUUGAACUCUGUAAGAGAGGUAGGGUAUAAUCAAGUAGUAGUUAGUGUGUAAGGUUUAGUUAUAGGCUUAUCGCCAAGUCCAUGGAAGUUUGUUUUACAAUAUCUAUGUAGUUGGUUUUUUGUUUUGCUUAUUUAAUAGCUGUUCUUUCUUUCAAAAUCAAUUUUUUUUGUUCUUUGAAUAUCUCUGUUGUAAGUUAUUUUUCUGUGUACUAGAAUGGUUAUAAUAAGUUGUUGUUACAAGUUUUGACCAUUA